Molecule: messenger RNA, 1522 nt
Organism: Andrographis paniculata
Lineage: Eukaryota; Viridiplantae; Streptophyta; Magnoliopsida; Lamiales; Acanthaceae
Product: peroxidase 64-like
Exons: 7
Coding region: 32-1522 (496 amino acids)
Biological process (GO): hydrogen peroxide catabolic process; response to oxidative stress
Cellular component (GO): plasmodesma; plant-type cell wall
Molecular function (GO): heme binding; peroxidase activity
Source: RefSeq, a predicted model, not a curated record
UUGUGGGUUUUCAUUAUUAGACAUAAUUAUAAUGGCUGCAGUAGCCCUUAUUGGUUUCUUGAUCAUACUUACUUUUUUGGGCAUUUCUAAUGCACUAAGUGUAGACUAUUAUGAGAAAACAUGCCCUGGAGCUGAGUCAGCCAUUACAAGAGCUGUCCAUAAAGGGAUGAUCAAUGACAAAACAGUUCCAGCAGCCUUGCUUAGAAUGCACUUCCAUGAUUGCUUCAUCAGGGGGUGUGAUGCAUCUGUGCUUCUCGACUCGAAGGGGUCGAACCGGGCCGAGAAAGCCGGGCCCCCGAAUAUUUCAUUACAUGCAUUCUAUGUCAUUGAUCUUGCCAAGAAAGCUGUUGAGAAAAUCUGCCCAGGAGUUGUCUCAUGUGCCGACAUUUUAGCUCUUGCCGCGAGAGAUGCUGUUGCACUUUCGGGAGGUCCAAGUUGGGAAGUCCCAAAAGGAAGAAAGGAUGGGAGAAUUUCAAAGGCUAAUGACUCACUUAAACUUCCAUUCCCAACCUUCAAUAUUUCUCAGCUCCAACAAAGUUUCUCCCAAAGAGGCCUCUCUAUAGAUGAUCUAUUGGCACUCUCAGGAGGGCACACCCUAGGCUUCUCCCAUUGCUCAUCUUUCCAAAACAGGAUCCACAACUUUAACUCGAAAACCGACGUCGACCCGGCAAUAAACCCAUCUUUCGCAGCCGGGUUACGCCAAGUUUGCCCGAUGCACAACAAGGUGAAGAGUGCCGGAGCCAACCUGGACCCGACCCCGACGAUCUUCGACAAUGCAUAUUAUCGAAUGCUGGUGGGAGGCAAGAGCAUUUUGACGUCGGACCAGGCCCUCCUCGACAGUCCGCGGACGAAGGCCCUGGCGGCGCGGUUCGCAGCCUCGCAGGAGGAAUUCUUUAAGGCCUUUGUUCACUCCAUGAUCAAGAUGAGCUCCAUCAAUGGAGCUGGAACUGAGGUUAGAUUGGACUGCAGGGCUGUUAACCAUAACUCAUCCAUUUCGAAGGAAGGACCAGCUGCCCUUGCCAAAGCUGACCCUCAAGACGACAUCCCUGCUGCUGCCGAUCCCGAAAUAGUCCAAUCGGAUGCAGCCGCGCUGGAAGCCGAAAGUGCCUCAGCUGCGGCUAUCUCAGUUGCUCCAGAGAUCCCGGCUGCAAAGUACAAUGAAUUGGAAAUUGCAAAUCAGUUACUUGAUGCAUUUAAUGCUCUAGCAGAGUCAUCAGGUUCUAAGGAUAAGAAUCCCCAAAAGAAAAGAGUUAUGAUUAAUGAUUCAAUCUCUCAAACAAUUUGUAGUGACAAGGAACAAAUUCUUGAAGAUGAUGCUCCUGAAGAGCAUACCUCAGAAGAAACUAAAGUUAUCGAGAAUUCAAUUAACUUCAUCGCUACAAAUAAAAGUUGGAACCGCAAUGAAAUAGUCAUCGAUAAUGCAUUUGUAUAUAAUGUGACACUUGAUAUAAUGGAAAAUGACGAUGAUCCCGAACCAACAUCAGUUGAUAAAUAUCGGAAAGGAAACGAUUGGCUAAAAUAG